AUGGCUGUUUGGAAAAAUAGAAUAGAAAAGAAAUUUUUUGCAUUGGAAUAAUCGUCAGUUUUGUUCACAAUAGGUGGGCGAACUCUCCAACCCAUUUCCAUUGCAAGUAUCCCGUUUGUAUUUGAUUUUUUUUUUCCGCUGCCACUGAUACUCCAAAGCUCUGUUAGUCUCACCAUUUCUAUCUAUAUCUAUCAAAUCAGUGUAGUUGUUUAGGAAAAUAAGAGUGUAGACGGUGGGAGGGAGGGAUGGCAGCUUUUGCAGGAAUUUGUUCUUCUGGUGUGCGUUUUAGAGGCAAAGAAUCAGGGUCUCUGGCUCAAUACCAUGGGCUCAGGCCAGUGGAGAAUAAACAAAUGGCUUCAGCUAUGGUUAGGCCAAGUGGGUCAAUUUCAUCUCCAGCUCGGAAAUGCAGAACAAUCAGGGCAGUGGCUUCUCCAACUGUUUCUGCUCCCAAAAGGGAGAAAGAUCCCAAGAAGCGAAUUGUCAUAACAGGAAUGGGCCUUGUUUCAGUUUUUGGCAGUGACAUUGAUACAUUCUAUGACAAACUCCUCCAAGGAGUGAGUGGGAUUAGCCUAAUUGACAGGUUUGAUGCUUCAAACUUUUCUGUCCGGUUUGGCGGUCAGAUUCGUGAUUUCUCUUCCAAAGGCUACAUUGAUGGGAAAAAUGAUCGGCGUCUUGAUGAUUGCUGGAGGUACUGUUUAGUUGCUGGCAGGAGAGCCCUUGACAAUGCCAGCCUUGGAACUGAAGUCCUUGAAACUAUGGACAGGUCGAGAAUUGGUGUUCUAGUGGGAUCAGGCAUGGGAGGCUUAACAGCAUUUAGCAAUGGAGUAGAAGCUCUUAUCCAAAAGGGAUAUAAGAAGAUAACUCCAUUUUUCAUCCCUUACUCCAUCACCAAUAUGGGUUCAGCAUUGUUAGCUAUAGAUACCGGCUUAAUGGGGCCCAAUUACUCCAUUUCAACAGCUUGUGCUACUGCAAAUUACUGCUUUUACGCAGCUGCCAAUCACAUUAGAAGAGGUGAAGCAGAUAUCAUGGUAGCUGGUGGGACUGAGGCUGCCAUUAUGGCUACUGGGGUUGGUGGCUUUAUAGCUUGUCGGGCUUUGUCUCAAAGAAAUGAGGACCCUCAGAAAGCCUCUAGACCAUGGGACAAAGAUCGUGAUGGCUUUGUCAUGGGAGAAGGCUCUGGUGUGCUGAUUAUGGAGAGCUUGGAGCAUGCAAUGAAAAGAGGAGCCAAUAUAAUUGCAGAGUAUUUGGGAGGUGCUAUUACAUGUGAUGCUCAUCAUAUGACCGAUCCCCGGUCGGAUGGUCUUGGAGUUUCUUCAUGCAUAGCCAAGAGUUUGGAAGAUGCUGGAGUUUCACCAGAAGAGGUGAACUAUGUGAAUGCUCAUGCAACAUCAACUCUGGCAGGGGAUUUGGCAGAGGUCAAUGCCAUCAAGAAGGUCUUCAAGGACACAUCUGAGAUAAAGAUGAACGGGACUAAGUCAAUGAUUGGACAUGGGCUUGGGGCUGCUGGUGGAUUGGAAGCCAUAGCAACCAUAAAAGCAAUCACCACUGGAUGGAUACAUCCAACCAUUAACCAAUAUAACUUGGAGCCUGAUGUAACAAUUGACACUGUUCCAAAUGUGAAGAAAAAGCAUGAAGUUCAUGUUGGUAUCUCUAAUUCAUUUGGCUUUGGUGGGCACAACUCUGUGGUUGUUUUUGCUCCUUUCAACCCCUAAAUAGCCAAAAACAAUGAGCUUUUCUUCUUCAAGAAAAAGUAAUUUUGGGAUGGUAUAAUUGUCUUAAGAAUAAUUGAGACAACAUCAGUAUCAGAAUCAUGUAUGGUGUAAUGAGUUUUGAUGACAAUGUAGUGCCUUUUCCCAUCUUCAUUUUCAAUCUUUCAUGAGGUCAGAUGAGUGUUUUUUCUGAAUGAAUAAAAUUGUCCUAUCUUUGUCUCUA
Molecule: messenger RNA, 1932 nt
Organism: Vitis riparia (riverbank grape)
Lineage: Eukaryota; Viridiplantae; Streptophyta; Magnoliopsida; Vitales; Vitaceae
Product: 3-oxoacyl-[acyl-carrier-protein] synthase I, chloroplastic-like
Exons: 8
Coding region: 246-1712 (488 amino acids)
Biological process (GO): fatty acid biosynthetic process
Molecular function (GO): 3-oxoacyl-[acyl-carrier-protein] synthase activity
Source: RefSeq, a predicted model, not a curated record